Messenger RNA from Notothenia coriiceps (black rockcod), 1251 nucleotides. RefSeq names its product myosin heavy chain, fast skeletal muscle-like. The record is from RefSeq and is a predicted model, not a curated record. Gene Ontology annotation, molecular function: actin filament binding; microfilament motor activity; ATP binding. The coding region runs from base 1 to 1251 and encodes 416 amino acids. Gene Ontology annotation, cellular component: actin cytoskeleton; cytoplasm; myosin complex. NCBI's taxonomy places the organism in Eukaryota, Metazoa, Chordata, Actinopteri, Perciformes, Nototheniidae. Gene Ontology annotation, biological process: actin filament organization. The transcript has 8 exons.
AUGCUUUUUACAGAUGCUAAAGGUGGAAAGAAGGCUGGUGGCAAGAAGAAAGGUGGAUCCUUCCAGACAGUGUCGGCUCUCUUUAGGGAAAACUUGGGCAAGCUGAUGACUAACUUAAGGUGCACUCACCCACACUUUGUGCGCUGUUUGAUUCCCAAUGAAUCAAAAACACCAGGUCUCAUGGAGAACUUCCUGGUCAUCCACCAGCUGAGGUGUAACGGUGUGCUGGAAGGUAUCAGGAUCUGCAGAAAGGGCUUCCCCAGCAGGAUCCAAUACGCUGACUUCAAGCAGAGAUACAAAGUAUUGAACGCUAGUGUCAUUCCUGAGGGACAGUUCAUCGACAACAAGAAGGCCUCAGAGAAGCUGCUGCAAUCUAUCGAUGUGGAUCAAUCACAGUACAGAUUUGGCCAUACCAAGGUAUUCUUCAAGGCUGGAUUGCUGGGUACUCUGGAGGAGAUGAGGGAUGAGAAACUGGUCGAGCUGGUCACAAUGACCCAGGCUCUCUGCAGAGGUUACCUCAUGAGGAGAGAGUUCGUCAAGAUGAUGGCGAGGAGGGAGGCCAUUUACUCCAUCCAGUACAACAUCCGUGCAUUCAUGAAUGUCAAAACCUGGCCAUGGAUGAAGCUCUACUUCAGAAUUAAGCCUCUGCUGAAGAGUGCAGAGAGUGAAAAGGAGAUGGUGCAAAUGAAAGAGGACUUUGAAAAGAUGAAGGAAGAUCUAGCAAAGGCUUUGUCAAAGAAGAAGGAGCUGGAGGAGAAGAUGGUUUCUCUGCUGCAGGAGAAGAAUGACUUGGAGCUACAAAUGCAGUCUGAAGGUGACACCCUCAGUGAUGCAGAGGAGAGGUGUGAGGGGCUCAUUAAAGCGAAAAUCCAGCUUGAGGCCAAAUGCAAAGAGAUUUCUGAGAGACUGGAGGAUGAGGAGGAAAUAAAUGGUGAGCUGACUGCAAAGAAGAGGAAGCUGGAGGACGAGUGCUCUGAGUUGAAGAAAGACAUCGAUGACUUGGAGCUCACCCUGGCCAAACUGGAAACAGAGAAACAUGCCACUGAGAACAAGGUUAAGAACCUUGUUGAGGAAAUGUCAUCUCAAGAUGAAAUCAUUGCCAAGUUGACCAAAGAGAAGAAAGCCCUCCAAGAGGCCCUAGAGGGAGUUCGAAAGAAAACGAGCGAGCUAGGUAGCUUCAAAGAAGACGGGAGGUCUCUUGGAAGUUCGACACUCGGUUUCAUCACCUACAGAAUUUUACAAAUCAGAUAA